UGCAGUGGGUGCUGUUUAUUGGAUAGCCCACUGAGUGAACUUGAGUGGAGUGAGUGAGAAAGAGAGAGGGAGAGCGAGAGGGAGAGGGAGGGAGCUGUGGGGUCCCUUGAAGACCGGUAGAGUGCACUCUGCUCCACACGCGUCGGGGUUACUUCUCCCAGGCAGCGGACUGGUUUCUCCUGCACCUCCACAAUAUCGCAAAUGAACAGUCUCAAGGACGCCAGCAGACCUCUCGUACCUGCGCUCCUCCGGCGUGCGUGAAAUAAAGUCUGCUCUUGUUGCCUCGUCUAAUUGCUUCCGCUGCGUUAUCCCCGGCCAGUUAUUGCUUUUGGACUACGGAGAAUAGCCUGUAAGCAAAGCAGUGACGGCGCACAACUCUCCAAACCAUGGAAUUAUGGAUAAAGUUGAUGUUUGUAUACAGCUGCUGCUUUGGAGCGAUCAGUGCUGACUUUGACGGCAGGUGGCCAAGACAGAUGGCCUCGUCCAACGGCCUGUGCCGAUACGGGGCCAGGGUGGACUGCUGCUGGGGCUGGACGCGUCGCUCCUGGGGUCACUGCCAGCCUCUCUACGCCUUAACACACAGGCUAGUCGGGAUAAGGUGCCAGCCCCAAGCUGUGUGCCAGCCCGGCUGUAAGCACGGGGACUGCGUAGGACCUAAUAAGUGCAAGUGCCACCCUGGCUUCACCGGGAAGACCUGCAAUCAAGACCUGAAUGAGUGUGGGCUGAAGCCGAGGCCCUGUAAACACAGGUGCAUGAACACAUAUGGAAGUUACAAGUGCUACUGCCUGAAUGGCUACAUGCUGAUGCCUGACGGGACCUGUGGAAAUGCCCGCACUUGCGGCAUGGCCAACUGCCAGUACGGCUGCGAGGUGCUGAAAGGAGAGGUGCGAUGUCAGUGUCCAUCACCAGGACUGCAACUGGCACCAGAUGGAAGAACCUGUGUGGAUGUGGAUGAGUGCGCCACCGGAAUAGCAGUGUGUCCCAGGUUCAGAAAAUGCAUCAAUACCUUUGGUAGCUACAUCUGCAAGUGCCAUGAAGGGUUUGACCUGCAAUACAUCAACGGCAAAUACCAGUGCAUAGAUGUGGAUGAGUGUUCAUCAGGCCAGAGCCACUGCAGCAGCUUUGCCACCUGCUACAACACACCAGGCUCAUACAAGUGCAAAUGCAAAGACGGCUACAGGGGGAUGGGCCACGACUGCAAACCCAUUCCUAAGGUGGCCAUUGACCCCGCGAGACCAGGGCAGGUUCCUCCAAAUCAUCACAACCGCAUCCCAGACUUGGACCAUCGGAGGACCACUACCAUCCGCCCACCACUGACUUCUAAGAGAAUCUCCCCCAUUAUACCCAAAACAGCUGCAGCUACUACCACGACUAUGACAGCAACAACCUCCACCAGAGCACCUCUCCCCCCAAAGAGGGUCACACCGUCUCCAGGCAGGCCAGCACUUCCCACCAGGAAACCCUUUGUCCCCACCAGGAAGCCGCCGGUACCCACACGCAAGCCAUACGUCCCGCCAAGGCCAGUGGUUCCCACCAGACAACCACCGCAGCCAGAGGUCACCCCUGUGGACAACACCAUCCAGAAGGAGGUCACCAAACAGAGAGGCGACGUCCACAUUCCCCGAAACCACGGCCACAACACCGUCCUGGGGAUCGACUUUGACAUUGAGCUGGGCAACACGGCCGACGAAGUGAGAGACGACCCAGAUGCCGGGUAUCUGAGCUGCUCCUUUGAUAACGGUCUCUGUGGUUGGAUCAGAGACAGAGAUGGUGACCUGCACUGGGAGACGACGGCUGAUCCAUCUGGUGGGCGGUACCUCACUAUUCCUGAGGUGGGCAACAAGAGGAGUGGCCGAGGGGCACGGCUGGUCCUGCCACUGACCCCACCCUGGAACGACGGCAAUCUGUGCCUGUCGUUCCGCCACAAGCUGGCAGGGCACCAUGUGGGCAUGCUGCAGGUGUUUGUAAAGAAGGGGAAGCAGUACAGUCCAGCAGUCUGGGGAAGGACAGGAGGCAAUGGCUGGAGGCACACCCAGAUCACAUUAUGGGGCACAGGCCUGGAGAGUGUGAUCCUGAAGGGGGAGCGCGGGCGAGGCAGGAGCGGAGAGAUGGCUGUGGACGACAUCACCCUGAGGAAAGGCUCCUGCACAGAGGAGCACAAUCUGAGGAGACUUUGAUUGGCAGAACAGAGAAGGGCAGAAAGACAACAAGAGGGAAGAUCAUCUCAAAGAGACCAGACUCUGUUCUGACACCUCCCUCGCUCUGCCUGGGUUCUCGCUGAUAUCCCCCCAGCCAUCCUGUGAACAAGAUCCAAAAAAAAAAUAAAAAUAACGAAAUGUAAAAAAAGAAAAAAAAAAGUGUGCGGGGCACAGCAAGUUUCUCUCUUGACUUGUCUAUGAAUGAUAAGACUGAACCAAAUCUCAUGGACAGUAUCCCAGCAGCAGCCCCCCACCACUCUCCUCAGCCUCCCUCUCAAUCUAUCACCAUGUUCCCCAUACACAUGCAUGUGCUCACCAUGGAAAUGCCCCCCUGCCUAACACAGCCCAGCCAGCCAUCAGCCCACGUGGCUCAGAGGCCUACAUUUCACCUCAUUUCUUUCUGGAUAGAGAAUUUCUUUCUCACUCAAGAAUCUGCUUUGCCUUGCUUUGAUCCUUUAUCCACAAGUCAUAGCUGUUUUUUAUUUGCUAAGCCCAAGGAUGUUCAAAUUGAUUAUGCGAUUCUUUUGAUCAGCAAAAUGUCAGAGGUGGCAUAUAAAAGACAAAUAGUGCUUUUCAUCCUUUCUCCCUAAUCCAGAUUACACUAAAUCUGAUGUGAUGAAUCCAUGGUACAUGAGUCAUGACCCACCAGGAGAUCCGACAGGCCCUGAGGGCCAGCAGCUGAGUUAAGCCCAGCUUUUGUCAGUCUGAUCUGAGUUUUUAACAUUGGUGCUGACCUAAAUCACAGUUAGACUGCAACAGCGCAACUCAUCUUUUGUCAUUACAGCAAUUCAGAGAGCUUGGUAGAAGAGAGUUUAAAAAAAUAACAUCUUUUCUACCAUGAUAUAUUAUUUAAGGCUCUGAAAGUUGUUCAAAUGCUCCGCAAUCAUGUAUUUUAAAUACUUGAAAUGUGUCAAGCAGAACCAGUGUAUGAUCUUUGACACUUAGCAAAUCGACAGUUACUUUCUAUUAUACAGUAUGUGCUUUGUUAUAUUAAGUGCAGUUUGUUAUAAAGAAAACAAUAUCGACAACUUUUUAGGCUUUCACAAAUUGUAUUAUUGUAAAUGUAGUUGUGUGUACAUACUCUAGAAGAUCUAUGAUCCUAUUAUGCUGUGUGGUUUAUACGUUAUGUAAAUUCAUCCAUGAAUAUUAAUUGGAAAGCAAAAUGAAUGGUAUUUCAACUUUGAAUUAAAGAUGCAUAAGUUGGAAACCUUGCAUAGCACAAGGCUGUGUUUAAAGUGCACACAAUGUUUCUGCUCAUGUGUUAUGGUGUCAUGCUGUGUCCGUAAAUCGCAGAGCACCUGGUUGCAUAUACUGUGCUAUACUAAUGAAGGGUAUCGGUUGGAAGAUUUUCUGUAUGCAUGGGUGCUUUCACCAAAUCCAGAUGUAUUCAGACAAGUAUGUAAAUAAAUAAAUUUGACUGAUAUGUA
Messenger RNA from Myripristis murdjan (pinecone soldierfish), 3625 nucleotides. It is a transcript of the gene npnta, whose product is annotated as nephronectin a. Bases 387 to 2177 code for a protein of 596 amino acids. Gene Ontology annotation, cellular component: membrane. The record is from RefSeq and is a predicted model, not a curated record. The transcript has 13 exons. Lineage: Eukaryota; Metazoa; Chordata; Actinopteri; Holocentriformes; Holocentridae. Gene Ontology annotation, molecular function: calcium ion binding.